Molecule: messenger RNA, 3032 nt
Organism: Vitis riparia (riverbank grape)
Lineage: Eukaryota; Viridiplantae; Streptophyta; Magnoliopsida; Vitales; Vitaceae
Product: protein WHAT'S THIS FACTOR 9, mitochondrial
Exons: 3
Coding region: 25-1215 (396 amino acids)
Molecular function (GO): RNA binding
Source: RefSeq, a predicted model, not a curated record
CUCCACUGCAAUGCAAACCCAUCAAUGGCCCUCCUCUUCAAAACCACCCUCAAACCCCAGCACCACCGCCUCCUCCGCCGCACCUUCAUCGCCGCGAAGAUCAAAUGGGUUCGCGACCCCUACCUUGACGAAGCCGUCUCCAAGGAGAAAAACCUCAAGCCCCUCCUCGCCCUCAAAACUCUAAUCCUCUCCGCCCCUUCCAAAACUCUCCCCGCCGCCGUCGCUGCCGUCAACAAACCCCAGUUCCGCCUCCCCACCACCGCUCUCAAUUUCUUCCAUAAAUACCCCUCCGUCUUUCGAAUAUUCCUACCCAAACCCCUCUCCACUCCUCACGUGCGCCUGACGCCCCAAGCCAUAGCCCUCCACAACGAAGAACUCGCCGUCCACGCCUCGCCGGAGCGUCUCAAAGAAGCGGCGGAGCGGCUCGCGAAGUUUCUGAUGUUGGCCGGUGCCCGGAGGCUACCGCUGCGUAUUGUGGAUUGUUUUAGGUUUGACCUCGGUCUUCCUGAUAACUACAUCACUGGCAUUUGCUGUGAUUUUCCUGAGUAUUUUCAAAUCAGCAGUGGAAAUGACCCAGAACUUUUGGAUUUGGAAUUGGUUUCUUGGAGGGAAAAUCUUGCUUGUUCAGUACUGGAAAAGAGGGCAAUGAAUGGGAAUUCGGAUAUUAGGAAAGGAAUGAGAAUUGCAUUUCCAAUGUUCUUUUCAAGAGGAUUUGAUUUGCAGAAGAAGGUGAAGGAUUGGUUGGAUGAAUGGCAAAAUUUGCCUUACAUUUCACCAUAUGAGAACGGGUUCCAUCUGAAUCCGAAUAGUGAUCAGGCGGAGAAGUGGGCAGUGGCAGUUCUUCACGAGUUGCUUAGUCUUAUGGUGUCAAAGAAGACGGAGAGGGACAAUAUUUUUUGGUUGGGUGAGUAUUUGGGGUUUGGGUCGAGGUUUAAGAAGGCUUUGGUUCGUUAUGCGGGUAUUUUCUAUGUUUCAAAUAAGAUUAGGACCCGUACUGUGGUGCUUAGGGAGGCUUAUAGGAAGGACUUUUUGCUUGAGAAUCAUCCACUGAUGGGUAUGCGGCAUCGGUACAUCCACUUGAUGAAUAAAUCAGAGAAAAUGAGGUAUCAGAAUGCUGACUUCUUGAAUAAAUUGAAGCAGGAUUGCAAAGGCGAUUGUAAAUUAGAAAAUCAAGCAGUUUCGUGUGGGAGAAGAGUUAGUGGGAGAACAGGUUGAUGAAAGUUGUCAUGCCCCACUCUCCACCCAAUAUGGUGAAGUUGAGUGCUGCAGUGGCGCACACUUGGCACAAAGGCCUCGAUAUUGUUGGGUGAAAGUCCUUCAUAUAUGAUUUUCACCAUUCACUCCCAAGGCGAUGUGGUGUCCUACAAUCCACCUCAUUGGGGGGGCAGUGUCCUCGCUGAAACACUUUCGGCCGGAGAUCAGGCUCUGAUACCAUUUUGUCACGCCCCACUCUUCACCCGAAUUUGGUUGGUAUCAUCUAUAUCUUGUUCAACUAGCAAGGCUAUUUUAACUAGUUAAGAGUAGUCCCUUAUAACUAAUGAACCACCCUAAUCCUGAUGGAAGGCAUCAACCCCUGUUGGAACCUCCUUGCUUUCUCCCCUUCCUCACUGAUUAUGCCCACACCAAAUUUGGACAAUUCAGAAAAGUGAGACUCGUACUCCAACACUGUCAUGGUUCCCUGAAUGAGAUGCUCAAACUCAAUCCUUUUGGCAUGCUUAGCCACUUCCCCAAAAUAUUUAUCUAGAAAAAUUCUCUCAAAUUAAUCCCAAGUCAUUGCAUCUGUAUCAUACACUCUUUUCAUGGUCUCCCACUAGAAAUCUACUUUAUCUACCAGCAUGUAUGCCGCCAAGUUAACCCUCCUCUUCUCUGGAAUGUCCAGUCCCUCCUAUAUUCUCCUGCAUCUCAGCCAAUUUUCUCUGCAAUUGGUUCCCCAGUAAAAGAUGGAUAAGGAGUGGGGCGUGACACAAGUAGUCAGAAGAUUCAAUUUCAAGGGGUUAGUGGAAUGGGAUUAAGUUGUAAAUGCAAUGGAUGAUAGUGAGAGUGUUGUAGUUAAAAGGGUGAAAACAUUUGGAAAGGAUGGCUUCAAGAUGGGGAGGCUACUGAAGUUUUUGAAUUGGGAAGCCUGACAAAGGCACUUCAAUCGGACAAAGGAGACAAUUCUUGGAACAUUUUCUAGAGGGGGAGAAGAAAAAAAGAAAUCUGGUGGGAAUUUUAUGAAAGAGCUAAUUAUGUGAUAACUGGGUUAGAUAAUUGAUUAACAACUGAACUUUUAUUUAAGAGCAAUCUGGAUGUUUUUGCUUACACUCUAUGUAGCUUUUUUGAUGAAAGAAAGAUUGUGUGGGGAAUACUUGAAUUGGACAAAGGACACACCUCAUGUAACAUUUUUGUGUGAAACAGAGGCACAAUGCAGGUGAAGAUUAGCUGCAUAAUGAUGUGAUAAGGAGACUUUGCUACUCUCGAUGCAGACCUGGACUGAGACACUAUGGCAGUAGGAAGAAAUGGAUUCCGUUGGCAGAUCAGGGUGCAGUUGGGAUUGGUUGGUUGAUCCAGCUGCAUGAUUUGAUGAAAUCCAGAAGCAAUGGAGAUCUUGAUGAUGGUUUUGGAUAUAGUGCCCCAUGAAAAGGGCACACCAAAGUAUACACGGUAUAUACAAAAGGCACCCCAAACAAACGAAAGAGAAAGGAGAAUGCCUAAAACAAGCUCAACCAGUCAACAAAACCUAUCAUUGUCAUCGAAUGAUCGUCUUUGUACACCAUAAUCCAUUCAGAAAAAAAUACACAUGAUAGAUGGCUUAAUGGCUUGGUCUGUCUGUUCGACAUCUUCAAAUGCCGGCCUAUAUUUUUCUAUUUGUAAAAUCCAAAAUAAGUACAAAGUAGCAAUCAUCCAAGUUUUUUCUUUGUUUCUUCUCCCUUGCAAUGAAGAGUGAGUUGGAUUUGAUUGUCCUUUUUGUUCAAUUAUGGAUAAGGUGUUGUGUGGAAGAGCUUUUAAGAAAGGUUCAUUACUAUAAACAAUUUAUUUUUCCUUUUUUUCAA